Messenger RNA from Clupea harengus (Atlantic herring), 1355 nucleotides. Its product is annotated as serpin I2. Gene Ontology annotation, molecular function: serine-type endopeptidase inhibitor activity. Gene Ontology annotation, biological process: negative regulation of endopeptidase activity. The record is from RefSeq and is a predicted model, not a curated record. Lineage: Eukaryota; Metazoa; Chordata; Actinopteri; Clupeiformes; Clupeidae.
UCUCCCUGUAUCCUGUGUGCGUUCUCCGGCCUCAAGUAUCAGGAGGCCCAUUGCAGCUAUGCUUGUGUUCGUACUGACGCUGCUGUUAGUGUCAGUUAGUGGUCAGACGGACCCUGACCUCUCAGCCCCUCUCACUGAUGCUAGCACUGCUUUGGCGCUGAAGCUCUACCGGGCAGUGGCAGCCUUGGAUCCUGAUGAGAACGCGGUGCUGUGCCCACUUGGGAUGAUCCAGAUGUUGGCUCAAGUUCAGCUCGGGGCAAGGGGCAGCACGCUCCAGCAGCUUAGGAGGGCAAUGCACCCAGCUGAUGUCCAGAACGAUGCAUUCCUGCUUCUUCUGCAGAAGGAGGCUGAGGCCAUUGUCUCCCCACAGAAAGGCAGUGAGGAGGAGGCAUUUCAUAUGGCCAUGGCCAGUGCCCUGUUCCUACAGGAAGGUUUUCCCCUGAGAGAGGCUUACCUGCAGACCAGCCGAGCUCACCUCCACACCUCCCUCAAGCAUGUGGACUUCUUCCAUGCCUCCAAGGCUGCUCAUGAGAUUAACAUGUGGGUGGAGAGCCAGACCAAUGGUAAGAUCUGGCAGCUGUUCUCCAGCGAUGAUUUUGGCCCGCUCAGUCGUGUGGCUUUGGUGAACGCCGUUUACUUUAAGGGCUCCUGGCAGCAGCCGUUCCCUCGCGAGAACACGGCCCUGAGAGGCUUCACCAAGAGGGACGGCUCCGUCGCCCACGUCCCAAUGAUGUAUCACAAGCUCCAGGCCAACAUCGGAUACUUCCCCCAUGGGGAGAGUGAGGUGCAGCUUCUGGAGCUGGUGUAUGGGCAGGGUGAGGCCAGUUUCAUUGUGCUCCUGCCAGACUCCGUGGAGGGGCUGCCAAAGCUGGAGAAAGACCUCACUCAGCAGCUGCUAAACGCAUGGAUGACCCAAACCCAGCAGGAGGAAGUGGAAGUCCACCUGCCAAGGUUUAAGGUGAACCAGAGAGUGGACUUGGAGAAGGCUCUGCGAUCCUUGAACAUCACAGAGCUCUUUGACCCUGGCUGUGACCUCUCGGGAAUGUCAGGCGCCGGCCAAUUGCACAUCUCAAAGGCUGUCCAGCGCACCUUUAUUGAGGUCAAUGAGGAGGGGAGUGAGGCAGCAGCCGCUACAGGUGGAGCAGCUGCAGUCAUCAUGAGCUUACAGGGUCAUCGCUUUUUAGCUGACCGUCCCUUUCUCUUCCUCAUACGACACAGGCUCACAGGAGCCGUGCUGUUCAUGGGCCAUGUGAUGCAGCCCGAGCUGAUUGAGACCAGAGGAAGAGACACACAGGCCCUCUGAGGCCCGCUAAUGACUCUAAUGACCCGCAUUAAAAAACACUUACCCGCAAAAA